UUGAUAUUUAAAGUCGAAGUUGAACCAAGGAAAAGAAUCGAGCCCCACUUUUCUAAAUAAAAAUAUUGGGUAGGUCGUCUGGUAAAUUUUUAAUAUAUGGAUAUGAAAUGUGGAAGUAGUUUAUCGUUCGUUUAACAACUGGAAAAAAUGAGUAUUUUAUCAUCGCGAUCGUUUCUUAAUAAUGCGAAAAAUAAAUAUAUACAGAAAAUAUAAAUAUGUUGUAACGAUAAAGAUAUAUUGACUCGCAAAAUGGCAAAUCAUGGCAAAGUCAAUAGAACGAAAUGUUCACCUACAAUAGAUAGCUAAUCGAAAUCACUUGUAAACUACAGGAAUAUCAAACUGUACAAAGCGUCGUAAAACUUUGAUUGUAGCAUAAUCGGAGCUUGCAUAUAUGAGAAAUAAACUUAAUUAUAAUUAAGCUUAACACGUGUAGCAAACUUAUUCUUUGUUUUUUAAUGAUAAAAUAAUAAAGACAGUUUUUUAAUGAUGAAAAAAUCGAUUUACCCUGAUAUGAAUAAGAUUAUGCCAGAUACUUCCUAGUCGUCUUUGAUAGGAUCCUUUAAGGAAGCUCUUUAAUGACAUACUUUGUCUAACAACCGUAACUUUGACCGUGCUUCUCAUAGUGGGUUCGUAACCUGACUGAUGUCACUUUCACCGACAAAAACCGAUGAAUAAUAGAAUUCGAAUUGCUCAAUGACGAGCAUUUAUCUCAAUGUUAAUGUAAAACGUUCGUCAAAGUUAUAUUUAUAGCGAAUAUAAUAACAAUUUGUUUAGCCUAAUGUUAGUGUGUACUGUUUGUUUUAUGCUUGUAUACAAGCGUGGGUCACAAGUUACAUCCUACAACAUUCGUGCCGGAAAUGCAGCUAAAUUAAGGAUGGGGGAGGAGAUUUUUUUUUAGUUUUUGACCUGUCUGAGUUACGAUCCUUUUUGUGAUCUUCCCGAUUGCCACAUGCGAGUUUUCGUCGAACUCUUCGAAAGCCGUAUUAAGACUGGCGACAAUUCGACUAUAGAUUAAGGGUAACCAAAUAAGUUAAGUCGUGCGUACGAUGCCCUCAGCUCCAAUACAUUGGACAGUCUUCGCUCAUGCUCUGAAAACGAGCCAUCGGCAUCCGCUAUGACAAACUCAAUGUACAAGGCCUAUUCACUCGAAUCUGUGCUACAAAAUCUUCCACCCACGUUUAGCAUUGAGUGUGCAGCUACCUACAGAGAUACACUUUUGCUUGGCACAAAGCAGGGUUACCUCACGACGUUUCGGGUGACCAAGGCACAUCCACCGAACUCGGAAAGCCCGCUCGACGUCAGGCUUCACAAAACCUUUAAAAGCUUCUCAAAAAAACCUAUAAACGAGCUGGUUGUAGUUGAAGAUCACGAUCUUCUGAUCAGCCUAUCGGAUCAGACUGUUAACGUGCAUAGAAUUUCCGAGACAUUCCCACUUCUACGGCAGUUCAAAGGGGUUACCACGUUCGCUUGCGGCACGCAACGGGUCAAGCGCCACAAUGAUGGAAGCGACAACGUCAGUCCAAGCGACAGAAAUUACACAGUGGUGCGAUUGUGUAUCGCACAGCGUCGGAGGAUCCAGUACUUCUAUUGGAAACAUAACGAUAGCGCGUUUAUAGAGCAUCCCUAUGAACACACACUGCCUGACGUUCCUCGUAUAAUGGUUUGGUCAAGCAAGGAGCAUCUUAUCGUUGGCUUCAAGACCUCCUAUGUCCUACUCAAGGCGAACAAAACGGGCGACCUUCGGGAGCUACGCACUAUCAGUCGUCAACCAGAACCACUCAUUACACGGUUGCAGGACGACAGCUAUGCAGUGCUUAGCGAAAAAAACGUCCACCUCGUAAAUAUGAAUGGUGAUCGAAUUCAGAUAGAACCGAUCAUCAUGAGCGAAUUGCCUGUCUCACUAGCUUACGACUAUCCCUACCUAAUGGGUCUUUCGCCAGCUGGAGUCGAGGUGCAUACAAUAAACCCAACCCUAACAAUUCAGACAAUUCAGAUAACGCAAACACCAAAGCCAUUAGGGCUUAUCGUGUGGAAAAGUGGGAUGGUAUUCGUCAUCUCUACGAAUAAUGUCUGGUGCCUUGUCCGAGCUUCGGUAGGCGACCAGUUGUCCGCGUGUAAAGACCAGAAACAAUUCCAUCUGGCUCUCAUGUUGGCAAAGCUGUUAGAUGCAUCGGAUGCAGAUAAAGCGCGUUGUAAAUAUCACCUUGAGAAUUUGCUUGCCUUCGACUUUUUCGCCAAAGGACAAUAUCAGAAAGCGUUUAAGCUGUUUGAAGAGAUUCGUACUGAUCCUGUCCAUGUUAUCGGGUUAGUUCCAUCGCUACUCAAAGAGCAGUACCGAAAAAUGCUUCAAUACCCAGCUUCGGUUCCGAAGCUCGAUGAGUCUCAGCUGACAACCGCUAUGACGGAGCUGAUUGUGUACCUCAGUUCUGCCCGAAGAUUUAUAAAGAGUCAGGAAUGCGAUAAUGUCCAAGUCGGGGGUAUCCUCGAGGGAAUCAAUGCUGUCCGUCCGAAAAAGCUACUCCUACAAAUCAUCGACACGACGAUGCUUCACCUCUACAUCAAUGUGAAUCCAAACCUUGUAGCAGCUCUGCUAAGCUUUAAAGAUAAUCAUUGCCAUCUUGAGGAGUCAGAGGCACUGCUAAAGGAGCACCAAAAAAUUGUUGAGCGUAUAAUCCUUUACGAACAGAAAGGUGCCCAUCACAAAGCGCUUCAACUGCUAUCCGAACAGGCGCUUAUUCCGAGCUCACCGCUUCACGGUCAUGAGCAUACGAUUGCCUAUCUUCAGCGAUUGUCGGGUGACCACUUCGACCUCAUACUUGAAUACGCAAAAUGGGUUAUUGAUGCAUUUCCCGAUGACGGACUGAAAAUCUUUACUGAGGGUACUUGCGGCCGUGAACUUUUACCAAGAGAAAGGGUGCUUCAGUUCUUGGAGAAGGAGUCACCUACGCUGAUUGUACGUUAUCUUGAGCAUCUCAUUCUUCACUGGCAUGAUGAUAACGUCCGAUUUCACAAUUUGCUAAUCCACAAGUAUCGUGAACAGAUCAUCCGUAUAACUAACAGCGAACUCAACGACCCUUCAGUGACAUCUAUACGUGAAAAACUUGUAGACUUUUUGCGGACAUCGAAUCGCUACACACCGUCGAUAUUUCCUCAGUGGUUUCUCAACGACAAGCUAUACCUUGAAUGUGCCAUUGUUAUGGGUAAACUUGGUCGACAUCAAGAUGCAUUGACAAUUUACAUUCACGUUCUCCGGGAUUUAAAACGUGCCGAAGACUAUUGCGUCGAGCAGUACUUAGGAAAGAAGGCCUGCGACAGGAACGUUUUUAUCAUACUUUUGACACUGUACAUUACUCCGGCAAAAAUUUGCCUUAAGGCACUGGAUAUUAGUGCUCCUGCGGCAGAGUCCGAUCCUCCCGACAUUAUGGAAAUUCUUAAUCUGCUCGAUCGCCAUGUGGACAAAUUGGAUCCGUUGCGGGCUAUCGAAAUGCUUCCACCAGAAGUGCCGUUACAAAAACUGGAGGAAUUCAUUACAAAAUUACUGAAAGAGCAAUCUAUACAAUUAUCUAAGUUGCGUGUCCUUAAUGCUCUUCUUCUUAGUGACAACGUUAAGGCGAAGUUGCUAAAAUUUAACCUAGUGAAAUUCUGCGUAACUAUUGACGAUUCGAAAUUAUGCGAUAUCUGCCAGCGGCGAAUCAACCGUUCUGUAUUCGUGCACACCGAGAAAGGACAAAUUGUUCAUUAUGCGUGCCAUAACAAAACAUUAUCAGGCAGCGAAAGUGUUGAUAACUAGAAUAGAAUCGACCUUUUUACGGA
Molecule: messenger RNA, 3813 nt
Organism: Varroa destructor (honeybee mite)
Lineage: Eukaryota; Metazoa; Arthropoda; Arachnida; Mesostigmata; Varroidae
Product: vam6/Vps39-like protein
Biological process (GO): intracellular protein transport; endosomal vesicle fusion; autophagy
Cellular component (GO): cytoplasm; membrane
Source: RefSeq, a predicted model, not a curated record